UAGCGGCGGUGAAGAUGACAUUUCUCCCAUCAUCCUUUGUCUCUGCUGUGAGUAGAGGGGCUCCACCACACUUUGAAGCUCAGUUCUGUUUGACCCCAGAAUAUUCUGCUCUCACCUUCCUGUUUCACUUCAGAGAAGGAAAUGCCUGUUCUGUGCUGCUGUGGCUUCAGUAAACCAAGAGGGCUCUGCAGGGUUCCUGUUCAGCAAACAGCUCUGCUGGGCUGGGCAGAUUUUUUGAAAGGAUUACCAGUCUACAACAAAAGCAACUUCAGCAGAUUCCAUGCGGAUUCUGUAUGUAAAGCAUCAAAUAGGAGACCAUCAGUUUAUCUUCCCACGAGGGAAUAUCCAUCUGAACAAAUCAUAGUAACAGAAAAGACAAAUAUCCUCUUGCGCUAUUUACAUCAGCAGUGGGACAAAAAGAAUGCAGCAAAGAAGAGAGAUCAAGAGCAGGUGGAAAUAGAAGGUGAGAACUCAGCACCACCCCGGAAAAUCGCUCGGACAGACAGCCAGGACAUGAAUGAGGACACUUAAACUCUUGACUUCCUCCUCUCAUACUUUACAGGCGCUUCCUGUUUUGUCUCCAAGUGUGUAAAUUUGCCCCUUGCCCCAUCUCUCCCCCCUCCACUGUGCAGCCCAAACCACUUCUGACUUCCCAGGAGCCAACAUAUUUAUUUUUUCUCUUUUUUUUUUUUUUGUCCUCUCCAUUUUUUUAUUUAUGCCGUAAACCUGAUGGAGCGGAGGUGGAACAAUGGAGUAAAUGCUGUAGUAGGACCUUAGUUCCUCCUUUUGAAAACACUGUCACUUUGGCAGGUUUUGAAUCUGUUACCUAUUGCCCAGGUCUAGCCAUGGGAGCCUGGGUAAGAGACAUGGGUUAUCACAGAACCCUCCAGAGAUACAUGCUCUCUACGUACCCACUGACCUACUACAAGUGGUUUAACUCCUCUUUGUAUGUGUCCGGGCCAGCCAUAAGUGUAUGGCCUCACCAUUCUUCCUCCAAAAUUCUGAAACUGGCACUGCACUAAAACAAAACCCAACCAAUCUACAUGAGUGUCCUUCAGGGUUAUGUUGAUCUUAGCAAAUGUGUUGUCAACUUGAUCAAUCAGUUGUAUCCUGGUCUGUUGUGUAAGGGCUGCGCUCCUCCCGCGGCACGCGUUAUCUCAUGCAUCAGUGCACAUGGAGAACUCAAGUGAAAGGUGUGUGGCUUUUGUUGCUCUGACUUUCUAACCUUCUCUUGGUCUUGGAUGGACUGAUCUGUGCAACUUCUCCAUUGGAAUAAAAGGAUACUCUUCUACUGUGCUGAGUACUUGAUCACCAGUGUGUGUAAGCAGCGGCUGAUGGAGGCAGCCUGUGGCUGGAGAAGUCUGGGAGCAUCUCAGCAACUGGAUGUAGUUCUGGUUCAACUGCCAGCUCCGAACAAUGGUACGUUGUGUUGUGCUGCAAUAGCAGAAUGGAGUUGGUCAAAACAUGAGCUUCCAUGGUCUCUGGUGAAGACCAAUUCCUCUUGGACUCAAGACAGUUCAGUGCCUGUUGCCUGGAACCCUUCCCUGACUCUUCGAGAAGAGCCAAACCGGAGGCCUGUGAGUUGUCUGGAUUCAGAGGUUCAGAGACUCAAAGGAAAUGAGCAUUGUCACCUGAAGGGGACAGGAAAGGUGUAGCUUAGUAAUGAUGUCUUGUCUGCUUUAACAUAAGAAGCUGACUUCACACUGUGUUAGUUGAAAUUGUCACAUUUGUAGCUGUGGGGGUUUUUUUCUUCCUCGUUAACAAAUCCUAAACACGAAAUCACAGGAAUGUUGUUCUGGAGAUCCUGGACAAGCCUCAUUCCGAGCGGCUGCAGCAGCUGGGAGCUUUGAGGGGUUCUGCUCUCCCUUUCUCCAUGGCAUUCCCAUUCAACCCAGGGCCACUACGUGUUCAGGUUUGGGAACGCAGGGAACGCGGAGGGAGUGAAACUUGCUGCCAACCAUAGGUUGCAAGGCAGACCCUUAGGAAGAGCAGGGCACAGCUCACAUUGCAAUUCUAGAUGUACCUUUAGGCACCAGGUUUCUGAUGGAAUGAAUUUAACUUAACACCAGGUAGUUUAGAACUUUGUAUCUGCCUCAAAAACAAACCCCAACCAACCUUUUUGCUAUGGCAGUAACCUCCAAAUUACUGGAAUGUCGUUGAAAAUGCCAACUGUGUUGGUGAAGAUAAAAUAGACUUGGGUUUCUGUAUGAUUUACUGGUGAUGGCAAGAGGACUCCAUGCUGGCAGCAAGUGCUUUUGUGCACAGUGCAAGACAUUGAAGAUCACUUGCCUCAUGGGGUGAAGCUGAAGCUGAAGAAGCCUUUGAAGAGCUGUGAGAUACCAGAGGAAGAAACGAAUGUGCAGCUGAUGAUAAAGUAUGACCAAUCUGUGUGUGUAGCAAAGCUGGAGAGCUGCAGCCUUGCAGCAAUGUCUGUACAGUGCUUUCAAGUUGUAAAAUGCUGUAUAAUUCGUGGUGGAUCCAGCAAGGUUUGAGCUUUGCUGACUAUUCUGCUAGCCAGAGUGAUGUACUAUUAAAGAGAGUUGGCAGUUC
Messenger RNA from Pezoporus occidentalis (night parrot), 2550 nucleotides. RefSeq names its product DET1 and DDB1 associated 1 (gene DDA1). NCBI's taxonomy places the organism in Eukaryota, Metazoa, Chordata, Aves, Psittaciformes, Psittacidae. The coding region runs from base 142 to 531 and encodes 129 amino acids. The record is from RefSeq and is a predicted model, not a curated record. The transcript has 6 exons. Gene Ontology annotation, cellular component: Cul4-RING E3 ubiquitin ligase complex. Gene Ontology annotation, biological process: positive regulation of proteasomal ubiquitin-dependent protein catabolic process.